Pseudomassariella vexata is the source of this 1026-nucleotide messenger RNA. RefSeq lists its product as uncharacterized. Gene Ontology annotation, cellular component: membrane. Gene Ontology annotation, biological process: lipid metabolic process. NCBI's taxonomy places the organism in Eukaryota, Fungi, Ascomycota, Sordariomycetes, Amphisphaeriales, Pseudomassariaceae. The transcript has 3 exons. Gene Ontology annotation, molecular function: oxidoreductase activity, acting on the CH-CH group of donors. The record is from RefSeq and is a predicted model, not a curated record. Bases 1 to 1026 code for a protein of 341 amino acids.
AUGGCGAGCACCGUUCACGUCCUCGAUGAUUACUAUCUCGCCAUCACCCUUCUCAUCACCGUCGCCUAUCAGCUCAUCUUCUUCGCCGUAGCAUUUACCUUCAAAUUCGACAAGUUAACAGACUUCGCCGGCGGCACCAACUUCGUCGUCCUAGCCAUUAUAACCCUCUCGUUCAGCGGCACUCCCGAUGCGCGCCAAAUAGUCGCCUCCCUCUUCAUCAUGGCCUGGGGCCUGCGCCUCUCGGGCUUCCUCCUCUUUCGCAUCCUGAAAACAGGCAAAGACGAUCGCUUCGACGACAAGCGCGAUAAGUUCUUUCCCUUCCUGGGGUUCUGGAUCUUCCAGAUGAUCUGGGUUUGGACCGUGUCGCUUCCCGUCACGAUUCUGAACUCGCCCAAUGUUCGGCAGUACCCGCAAGUGCCGUUUGGCACGGGGCGGGACGUUGCGGGCGUGGUUCUGUUCGCUAUUGGCUUCGUCAUGGAGAGCGUAAGCGACGUGCAAAAGUUUGUGUUUCGGCAGAGGAAUGACAAAAUGGCGAUUUGUGAUACGGGGUUCUUUUAUUUUUCCAGACAUCCGAAUUAUUUUGGGGAGAUCAUUAUUCAGUUUUCAAUUUACAUGAUCGCUGUCUCCGCCGCGGCAGAUGGUUAUGUCGGUGGGCAGGUAUUCAAAGCACUAUACGCCACCAUUGUGGGGCCCUUCUUCCUCACCAUAUUGCUCAUGUUCGUUUCGGGGCUCACUCUAUCGGAGAGGCCCGGAGCGAAGAAGCGAUAUGAGAACGACCACAACUGGGAGGGCUACAAGCGUUACCUCAGCCGGACCAGCAUCCUUAUCCCAUUCCCUCCAGAAAUCUACGAAUAUCUACCUAUAAUUAUCAAACGCACCAUAUUUCUCGAGUUACCAAUUUACGUGUUUGACCCGGCCAAGCACUCUGACGCUGCGAAAGGACAAAGACAGAACUCGGCCGAGGAGGGCCAGGGUGGCAAUCCGGGGAACCGGCAGAGUGGGGAAAGGCUGACGGAAAGUUAUUGA